UCAAUUUGGACAUGUUGAGGGAGAAUGGCAAUGAUCAUUUCACCGACGUAAUCUCCAUGAUCGACGCCAAUCCCCGACCUCUUGUCAUAUAUGAACAAGCAUGCAAAUGAACAGUUUGGGGCUUCCCUCGUUCCUUUCGUCUCUCCCAAGUGGCUGUCUUCCCUUUUCCCCGCUUAUCCGACAUGGCUCGCAUUAUGACGGGACCCCUGGAAAACAUCUUUGGUGGCUUUUUCGUUGGGAACGUUGUCGCUACGUUUCUCUUUGGGAUACUCACAAUACAGGUUGCCCUUUACUACAACCGUUUCCCUCAGGAUGGUAGAUGGACGCGGCGAGCGGUUGGAUUUCUCUGGGUUGUCAUUCUAUUUCAAACGGUCUGCAUGACUAAAAUGAUUUGGUGGUUGCAUAUCCAAAAUUAUUUCAAUCCACGCGCAUUGGCAACAGCGCAAUGGGAGGGUACAUCAUAUCACCUCUCCACAACAGUUGGAUCCCUUGUCGUUCAGUCUUUCUUUGUGUUUCGUAUUUGGAGCCUUUCUGCGAACAUUUGUGUCGCAGCACCCCUACAAGCCCUUGUUAUCAUGCAGUUCGCUUUUGCCACAGCACUUUCAACUUUGGCGAACAUAUCAUUAUCCCUCGAAGAAAUCUCUCAUAGGUGGAAUUGGUUAUCUAAGCUUUGGCUAACGACCCAGGCAACAUGUGACGCUCUAAUUGCAAUAUUGACCACAUUCCUGCUCUGGUACCGCAAGACUGGUUUCAAAAAGACGGACAGAGCCAUCAACACGAUGGUGUAUUGGUCCAUAGCCACGGGUAGCGCGACCUGUCUUCAAACCAUUAUUUUGAUAAGUAUCUAUGCCCACCAUGGUUUUACAUUUAGCACUCUCGUACUCGGAAUGACCCUUAGUCCCAUGUAUCCCAUAUCAAUGCUCGCAAACUUGCACAUGCGGUCAAGAGCACGAAAGCAGUUGCUUGCGCCCACACUCCCUCAAGACAGACUAGAUAACUCUCUCGAGGCAUUACGAUCCGCUCAGAGGAAAGUGGUGAUUUCCCAUGAACGCGGAAAGCCCAUACCACUGGUACCACGUCGACCCACGAGUAAUGUCGUGGUGAACAUUCAUCAUUCUAAGUACGAAGACAAUCCCAGCAAUAACGUUCAUCAAUUUGGUCGUAGUCGGAUCUACUCCUCAGAUACGUCAGAUACCAACGCUCCUACAUUACAGGAUCCUCUUAACACUGAUGUUGAAUUCGGUUCCACUAAAUAACGCCAUUACUUAUAGCCUUUCCAUGAAUGUUAGCUGCAUCCACCAAAAGGGCAUCGAUAGCUCUCCAAGCUUGUCUGUGAUGUAUCCUUCGUGCUUUCUCUCUGCUUUGCACUCCUUUUAAUAUACGGCAGAUUCAAUCAUCACUAUGUUAUUUUUUUCUAGACCCCGACCCAGCUUCGGUGGAUCUUCGGUGGAUGAGACAAGUUUUCAUCUUCUACGCUGCCGCUUGCAGUUCUUGGCGCUGACAAACUGCCCAUUUGACAAAACAGUACUUAAACUUAUCACGCUUGAUUGCAACUAUGUACCCCUCCAGCAGAUAUACGUUUAUUUUUGCCAUUGUGAUUGCGUCCUAAUGUGCAGGUUCAGAUUGGAUCUCAAUUUUAACCGCUUGAGAUUGGC
Molecule: messenger RNA, 1655 nt
Organism: Cantharellus anzutake
Lineage: Eukaryota; Fungi; Basidiomycota; Agaricomycetes; Cantharellales; Hydnaceae
Exons: 18
Coding region: 183-1256 (357 amino acids)
Source: RefSeq, a predicted model, not a curated record